AUGGCCACUCCAGCAACGCAAAAAGCAUGGAUAGUCGAGAGAAUGGGACACCCUUCAAGGGCGUUGAAAUUCAGAUCCGACUGGCCUGUUCCAAGCGAAAUCCCAAAGGACCACGUACUCGUGAAGAUACAAGCCGCCGCACUCAACCCACUAGGGUGGAAAUUGAUGCAGUUGGCACCUAACUUCCUCGCCAAGAGACCUCUGCCUGCAGAGUACGACUUCGCUGGUGUUGUCGAAAAGGAGAACGGCACAGAAUUCGAGGUCGGGGACUCUGUAUUUGGGUUCAUCCAUGUCUCUAUAACCCUGAAGACAAGACAAGGCACUUUGGCCGAGUACGCGUUGGUGCCGGAUAAAUGUGUGACCAAACGACCUUCCAAUAUCGAUGCAAUUCACGCCUCUGGGUUAACAUUGGCAGGACUGACUGCAUGGCAAUCCCUCAACUGCACUCGCCUAGAAGCUGGACAAACUCUAUUCAUCUACGGCGGGAGCACGGCGGUGGGAUUAUUCGCAAUCCAGAUCGCGAAGGCACGCGGGAUCAAGGUCGUCGCGAGCGCAUCCAGCAAGAACGAGGAAUUAGUCCGGAAAAUGGGUGCAGAUGGAUUUAUCGACUAUACGAAGGAGCCGAUUCACAAAUACCUUACAUCCCAUCCGCCUUCACCCAAAUUCCACGGGAUAAUCGAUGCAUACGGUCUUUCAGACCCCUCCCUUUACACCCAUAGUGCUGCGUACAUGGCGCCUGAUGGCGUAUUCGUGACAACUACACCAGCGCCGCACCGUAUUUCCCUCAAAGAGCUUGGGUACUUUGUCAAGACACUAGCUGCUACAACGUGGCCUGCUUGGCUUGGGGGCAUUCCCAGAGAAUUCAAGUUCCCCGCUCUCAAAGCGAACAAGGCUGAUUUAGAGGCGCUCCGUAACUUGGUUGCAGAAGGCAAGGUCGUAGGGGUCGUGGACUCUGUCUACGAAAUGCAGGACGCGCUUCAAGCUUAUGAGAGAAUCUUGACUUGGAGGGCGACUGGCAAGGUCGUAGUGAAGAUAGUUGAGUAG
Messenger RNA from Pleurotus ostreatus (oyster mushroom), 1044 nucleotides. RefSeq lists its product as uncharacterized. The record is from RefSeq and is a predicted model, not a curated record. Gene Ontology annotation, cellular component: mitochondrion. Bases 1 to 1044 code for a protein of 347 amino acids. Gene Ontology annotation, molecular function: oxidoreductase activity. Lineage: Eukaryota; Fungi; Basidiomycota; Agaricomycetes; Agaricales; Pleurotaceae. The transcript is spliced from 6 exons.